This is a messenger RNA of Choloepus didactylus (southern two-toed sloth), 4888 nucleotides long. It is a transcript of the gene VAV2, whose product is annotated as vav guanine nucleotide exchange factor 2. Gene Ontology annotation, molecular function: guanyl-nucleotide exchange factor activity; protein binding. Gene Ontology annotation, biological process: regulation of GTPase activity; cell migration; intracellular signal transduction. Bases 415 to 3021 code for a protein of 868 amino acids. The transcript is spliced from 28 exons. Gene Ontology annotation, cellular component: cytoplasm. The record is from RefSeq and is a predicted model, not a curated record. Lineage: Eukaryota; Metazoa; Chordata; Mammalia; Pilosa; Megalonychidae.
CGCGGGAGGCGCGGAAGGCGCGGAGCGAGCGACCCGCCGGGCCUUUGUCUCCCGGCGGGGCGGGAGCGGCGGCGGCGGCCGCGGGGCGCCCCGAGCGCAGAAUGCGGCGCCCGGCGGGGCGGGCCGGGGAGCGCUGCGGCGGCGGGCGGCGUGGAGCCCGGCCCGGGGCCCGGGGGGACUUGUGUGUGUGAAGGGGGGACCCGGCGCCCGCACGUGGGCGGGAGCGGCGACCCGCGAGCCGGAGGACCAGCCGGAGCCGGAGGCGCAGGGAGGCGGAGGCGGAGGGAAGCGCGGCGGCGCCGCCGGACCCCGGGCCGCCCGUGAGGCCCCGCCCCGGCCGCCGAGCCCCGCGCGGGCGGGCGGGAUGCCCUCGGCCGCCGCACUUUAGCCCGAGCCCGGCCCUGCGCGGGCGCCAUGGAGCAGUGGCGGCAGUGCGGCCGCUGGCUCAUCGACUGCAAGGUCCUGCCUCCCAGCCACCGGGUCGUGUGGCCCUCGGCGGUGGUCUUCGACCUGGCCCAGGCGCUGCGCGACGGCGUCCUGCUGUGCCAGCUGCUGCACAACCUCUCCCCCGGCUCCAUCGACCUCAAGGACAUCAACUUCCGGCCGCAGAUGUCCCAGUUUCUCUGUCUGAAGAAUAUUCGCACCUUCCUUAAAGUCUGCCACGAUAAAUUUGGAUUAAGAAACAGUGAGCUGUUCGAUCCCUUCGACCUCUUCGACGUCCGAGACUUUGGGAAGGUCGUCUCCGCCGUGUCGCGGCUGUCCCUGCACAGCAUCGCACAGAACAAAGGGAUCAGGCCUUUCCCCUCCGAGGAGACCGCCGAAAAUGACGACGACGUCUACCGCAGCCUGGAGGAGCUGGCUGACGAGCACGACCUGGGGGAGGACAUCUAUGACUGCGUCCCAUGUGAGGAUGAGGGUGACGACAUCUACGAGGACAUCAUCAAGGUGGAGGUGCAGCAGCCCAUGAAAAUGGGCAUGACAGAGGACGACAAGAGGAACUGCUGCUUGCUGGAGAUCCAGGAGACUGAGGCCAAGUACUACCGGACCCUGGAGGACAUCGAGAAGAACUACAUGAGCCCACUGAGGCCGGUGCUGAGCCCCGGGGACAUUGCCGCCAUCUUCAUCAACCUGGAGGACCUAAUCAAGGUGCACCACAGCUUCCUCCGGGCCAUCGACGUGUCCAUGAUGGCGGGCGGCAGCUCUCUGGCCAAGGUCUUCCUCGACUUCAAGGAGAGGCUCCUGAUCUAUGGAGAAUACUGCAGCCACAUGGAGCACGCCCAGAGUACCCUGAACCAGCUGCUUGCCAGCCGGGAAGACUUCAAGCAGAAAGUGGAGGAGUGUACGCUGAAGGUCCAGGGUGGGAAGUUCAAGCUGCAGGACCUCCUCGUCGUCCCCAUGCAGAGGGUGCUCAAGUACCACCUCCUGCUGAAGGAACUUCUGAGCCAUUCCACAGACCGACCCGAGAGACAGCAGCUCAAAGAGGCACUGGAAGCCAUGCAGGACCUGGCGAUGUACAUCAACGAAGUGAAACGGGACAAGGAGGCCUUGAAGAAGAUCAGCGAGUUUCAGAGUUCCAUAGAAAACUUGCAAGUGAAACUGGAGGAAUUUGGGAGGCCCAAGAUUGACGGGGAACUGAAGGUCCGGUCCAUCGUCAAUCACACCAAACAGGAUCGGUACCUCUUCCUGUUUGACAAGGUGGUCAUCGUCUGCAAGAGGAAGGGCUACAGCUACGAGCUGAAGGAGAUCAUCGAGCUGCUGUUCCACAAGAUGACGGACGACCCCAUGAACCUCAAGGACGUCAAGAAGUGGUCCUACGGCUUCUACCUGAUCCACCUUCAAGGGAAGCAGGGCUUCCAGUUCUUCUGCAAGACGGAAGACAUGAAGAGGAAGUGGAUGGAGCAGUUCGAGAUGGCCAUGUCAAAUAUCAAACCCGACAAAGCCAACGCCAAUCACCACAGCUUCCAGAUGUACACAUUCGACAAGACCACUAACUGCAGAGCCUGCAGGAUGUUCCUCCGGGGCACCUUCUACCAGGGUUACCAGUGCACCAGGUGUGGCGUCGGGGCGCACAAGGAGUGUCUAGAAGCAAUGCCACCCUGCAAGAGCAGUUCGCCUGCGGACCUGGACACCUCUGCCGUGGGACCAGGUCCCAAGAUGGUGGCUGUGCAGAGUUACCAUGGCAACCCGGCCCCUCCCGGGAAGCCGGUGCUGACCUUCCAGAUGGGCGACGUGAUCGAGCUGCUGCGCGGCGACCCCGAGUCCCAGUGGUGGGAGGGUCGACUGGUGCAAACCAGGAAGUCGGGGCAUUUUCCCAGCUCAUCCGUGAAGCCCUGCCCCGUGGAUGGAAGGCCACCUGUCAGCCGGCUGCCGUCUCGGGAGAUCGACUACACCACGUACCCCUGGUUUGCCGGCAACAUGGAAAGGCAGCAGACGGACAACUUGCUCAAGUCCCACGCCAGCGGCACCUACCUGAUCCGGGAGCGCCCCGCGGAGGCCGAGCGCUUUGCCAUCAGCAUCAAGUUCAACGACGAGGUCAAGCACAUCAAGGUGGUGGAGAAGGACAGCUGGAUCCACAUCACGGAGGCAAAGAAGUUUGAAAGCCUCUUGGAGCUGGUGGAGUACUACCAGUGCCACUCGCUCAAGGAGAGCUUCAAGCAGCUGGACACCACCCUCAAGUACCCCUACAAGUCCCGGGAGCGCGCAGCCCCCCGGGCCUCCAGCCGGUCCCCAGCUUCCUGUGCUUCCUACAACUUUUCUUUUCUCAGUCCUCAGGGCCUCAGCUUUGCUUCUCAGGGCUCCUCCACCCCCUUCUGGUCAGUCUUCACACCACGGGUCAUCGGCACAGCCGUGGCCAGGUACAACUUUGCCGCGCGGGACAUGCGGGAGCUCUCCCUGCGGGAAGGUGACGUGGUGAAGAUCUACAGCCGCAUCGGCGGGGACCAGGGCUGGUGGAAGGGCGAGACCAAUGGGCGGAUCGGCUGGUUUCCUUCAACAUAUGUAGAAGAGGAGUGCGUCCAGUGACUGCAGGAACCCCAAGAUGACUUGCAGAUGUCUUGGAGGAGUUGCCCCAGCUCUGAAGUCUCUCUCGGCUCCACGACUCAGAGGGAGGGUCCUCGCCAACCUGCCAGAACUCAGCAGCCCGUCGGGAUGGGGUGGGUCUCCCAAAUCCUAAACGUGAAUCGUUUCGCCAUCAGUCUGCCUUUGGUGACCUGACCCUGGGUCCGCUACCUGUACAUAGAGGAAGUCUAGGCUCGCCCUGCUGUGUUGGCCGCCAAGGAGAGGGAGGGCCAGCAGUGUGGCAGGCCGGACCCCGGGGGACAGCCGAGGCCCAAUGCUCGGGGCUCACCACUGUCUGCUGGGAUGGUGUCCAGAGCCUGGGAUUAAACAACAAAGGCUGUCCCCGGGACGGCCGGGCUUGACAGCAGCCCUUGGUCGCCCAGCCCCUCCUCUGGGCUGUGGACUCUCGGCCUGCCUGUUUCCUGCUGCACACUCUGAUUCCUGGGGGGCCUCGGGCCUUGAGAGGCAGAGGGGCCCAGGCCGGGCUGUGGCUGCAGCCCCUGCUCAACCGCGACCGUGCUUGGUAUAGGAGAAGGGAGCAUGGCAGGGGGCUUCUGUGCAGCCUCCCUGGUCCCCCAGGACUUUGCCUCAACCUCCCCACUUCCCUCAGUGCCAGGGGGAUGUGGAGACCCCAGGGCAGGCCCCUCCCUUGGGAAGGAGCCUCAGGAACGAUGACAUUCUCAACCCUGUUCCCAUCAGUGGUACUGCUCUUUGCCCUUGCCCUGAAAGUCCCUUUCCGGAAGCCCAGGAAUAAAGGGUCUGCCCUGCCCUGCUGCCAGGUAGAGACAUGGUUUGAAAGCCCUAAAAUGGGCAGGGAAGGAAACAAGGGUUUUCCUCUCGCUACGUCCCCACUGCUCGCAUUUUUCCAGCAGGACCCCCUCUCUGCUCCCACCCCAGCAGCCCUUCUGGGCUUUCCGUGUCCAGCAGGGAGGUCCCUGGGUCUUCCCAGCCCUUGCAUGGGCGUCCCUGCUCGCCCUUGACUCUUUCUCAAAGGGCCCUGCAGCCUGUCACCCGAGCCGACAGCCAGCCCGAAAUAAGUGCUCUUGGGGGUAGCUCUACCCCCCACCCCCGGGUCUCCUGGCCUUUGACCUCUGGCUGGGUUGGCCAGACCCUGCUUUCUCUGCCCUGGUGUUGCACGACACCUGGCGACACUGUCCCUGUCCCAGCUCCAUGCCAAAGCUGCCAGGGAGACCUGAGCCCAGGGGCACCUUCCCCUCCGGGCUGCCACUCCGCCCUGCGCGAGGAGGGGGCUGCGGCGGGCCUGGGCACUGGGAGGCUGGUCCCUGCCGGAGGAGGGGGCCGGGUACUGCGCCACAGCCUGGGGGUCCUUUCCGAGGUCCGCCUGUGCCCUCCAGGCCGUGCUCACCCACCCAGGCUCCUGGGGCACAAACAAGAGUGGGGGCAGGGGGUGGACAGGUGGUGAGCAGGCCGCGGGGAAAGGGACUACGGCCUCAAGAGCCGUGCGAAAGGAGGGUAAAAGGAUCACGUCUGGGGAGCUGUGGGACAUGGGGGGAGAGCAGCCCGGACCCCUGUCUGUCAGGGGGUACCCAGCCCUUUACGAGUGACCUUUGGUUCAGCUUGGGGCGGGAGCAGGGAGAAAACCAGCCUCCUUCUGUGUUUACUGUCGUCAGAAACUUGGGGGUGGGGGGGGUGGACUUGUUUGUUUUUUUAAGGGGGGAAAAGUUUGUAAUUAUUUCAUCCAAAUCUCCCGUUAUAUAUCUGUGAAUAAUAAGGAAAGAUUUUAUAAUAGCAAGAAAAUGAUGUAUAUUUUAGUUCAUCAGGAAACAAGACAUCAUGGUAACGAAGGAUACUGAGAAAAAACAAUUGCAAA